Molecule: messenger RNA, 3728 nt
Organism: Cicer arietinum (chickpea)
Lineage: Eukaryota; Viridiplantae; Streptophyta; Magnoliopsida; Fabales; Fabaceae
Source: RefSeq, a predicted model, not a curated record
CUCUCAUUCUCCCUCCACUCACACUAGUUCACAAUAUUCAACCCAAAUUAAUGCAAUUCUCUUUGUAUUUUUGAAUGCUCAUUCAUUCACCAAAGAGCCACUUACUUCAUCACUCACAAAGCUUCAGCUUCCAGAUAAAUUAGUAAGUGUACUAUAAAUAUCCAAAAACAAAAAUGCCACAUGAGGAGUCUCAAAACACAUUUUUCAUAUCUCCUUCAAAGAGAGGAUUGAAGGGUCUAGUAUCUAUGAACAUCAAAGAUGCUUCAUGCACUUCCAUAGAGGAGUGUUUCAAUGAUCAUGAUUUGGCUCACAGAAAAGCAGAAGAAGCAGCUUCAAGGAGAUACGAAGCAUCAGAAUGGCUACGUCAAAUGGACAAUGUGGCAUGUUCAUUCUUACCUCCAAAACCCUCACAACAAGAUUUCUGCAUUUCACUUCGCAACGGUCUCAUUCUCUGCAACGUUCUCAACAAAGUGAAUCCUGGCGCUGUUGUCAAAGUUGUGGACAAUCCUGCACUUGCUGCUUCUGCUACUGUAGAAGGAGCCGCACAUUCUGCUAUUCAGUAUUUUGAGAAUAUGAGAAACUUUCUUUAUGCUGUUAAGGAUAUGCAACUCUUGACUUUUGAAGCUUCUGAUUUGGAGAAGGGUGGUUCAUCAAAUAAAGUUGUGGACUGCAUUCUAUGUUUGAAGGGAUACUAUGAAUGGAAACUAUCCGGUGGAGUUGGUGUGUGGAGGUAUGGUGGAACUGUGAGGAUAACUUCCUUCCCAAAGAGGUCUCCUUCUUCUUCCAUAGUUGGCAGUGAAAGUGCUGAUGAUUCACUGGAUGAGUCUGAGUCAUCACAGUAUGAACACCUGCUAGAAUUUCUUCACCUAUCUGAAGAGUUCUUGAAUGAAGAAACCAAAACUGCCAAUGCUCUUGCUUUCCUUUUUGAUCACUUCGGACUCAAACUUCUUCAGGCUUACCUUAGAGAAACAGAUGGGAUUGAUGAUCUGCCUCUGAAUACAAUGGUAAUUGAUGCCUUACUCGGAAAGGUAGUCAAGGAUUUCUCGUCUUUGCUUCUUUGUCAAGGCACUGAGCUUGGACUUUUCCUAAAGAAAAUAUUAAAAGGGGAUAUUGGUUGUCUCUCAAAGAGGGAGUUUGUGGAAGCUAUAUCACUAUAUCUUAAUCAAAGAAGUAGUUUGGCAUCACAUGAUUUCUCCAAAUUCUGUGUUUGUGGUGGCAAGCGUGAUAGUGUUCGACAAAAUGUCAAUUAUUCUGCCAAAUAUGCUGAAGUAAUAAACACUCAAGAGAAACAACUUCAGAGGAUGAAAUACUUAUUUGAUGAUACAAAACUGGAAGUCAAAGAAAUUCAAUCAGAGUGGGGACAAGAAUUGAGUAGGCUAGAGCAUCAUAUCAAGAGCCUUGAAGUGGCCUCCUCUUCUUACCACAAAGUUUUAGAAGAGAAUCGUUUUCUUUACAACCAAGUACAAGACCUCAAAGGAGCCAUUAGGGUCUACUGUAGAGUGAGACCCUUCUUACAGGGACAAUCAAAUGGACAGUCUACAGUAGACUAUAUUGGAGAAAAUGGAGACAUGAUGAUUGUAAAUCCCCUCAAGCAAGGAAAAGAUGCAAGAAGAGUAUUUUCAUUCAAUAAGGUGUUUGGAACAAGUGUUACACAAGAACAAAUUUAUGCUGACACUCAACCGUUGAUCAGGUCUGUUUUAGAUGGUUAUAAUGUGUGCGUCUUUGCUUAUGGACAGACCGGCUCAGGGAAAACCUACACAAUGAGUGGUCCUGAUCUGUCAGCUGAAGAUACAUGGGGUGUAAACUAUAGGGCUUUGCGUGAUUUAUUUUAUAUAACAAAGGAAAGAUCAGAUUCCAUAAAAUAUGAAGUUUUCGUCCAGAUGAUUGAAAUAUACAAUGAACAAGUGAGAGAUUUAUUAGUCAGUGAUGGCUCUAACAGAAGAUUAGAUAUACGAAACACUUCCCAGCUGAAUGGCCUCAAUGUGCCUGAUGCAUUUUUAGUUCCGGUUACUUGUACUCGAGAUGUUGUAAAUUUAAUGAGAAUCGGUCAGAAAAACCGUGCUGUAGGGGCUACUGCUCUAAAUGAGAGAAGCAGUCGUUCUCAUAGUGUUUUGACUGUUCAUGUUCGAGGCAGGGAGUUAGUUUCUAACUCCAUUCUUAGGGGUUGUCUCCAUCUUGUUGAUUUGGCUGGUAGCGAGAGAGUUGACAAAUCAGAGGCUGUUGGUGAGAGACUAAAGGAGGCACAACAUAUAAAUAGGUCACUCUCAGCACUUGGGGAUGUUAUUUCAGCUUUGGCACAGAAAAGUGCACAUAUCCCUUAUAGAAAUAGCAAGCUCACACAAGUGUUACAAGAUUCUUUAGGAGGGCAUGCAAAAACAUUGAUGUUUGUUCAUAUAAAUCCCGAACUUAAUGCUAUUGGGGAGACAAUUAGCACACUCAAGUUUGCUGAGAGGGUUGCAUCCAUUGAACUUGGGGCUGCUCAAUCUAAUAAAGAAACUGGGGAAAUUCGAGAACUGAAGGAAGAGAUAUCAAGUCUGAAACUGACAUUGGAGAGAAAGGAAACAGAGCUGGAGCAGUUGAAAGCUGGGAAUGCUCGAAACAAUACCGAGUCUCCGAAACCAAGAGCUGUUUCACCUUAUCAUUUGCCAAAAUACGGCACCAGUGGAAACAUGAAGCCUGAAACUAAUCAACGAAUCAUGGACGAUAGAAACUUAGAGGCUAGAAGUUGCUCUUCCGGUAAACAAAGAAGGUCAAGGUUUCCCUCAGCAUUUAUGGACAAGGAGUCCAUACCGAAAAUGUCCCUUCUCACUGAAGAAAAAAUAGUGAGCUCAGUGAAAGGAAGAUCACCAUCACCUCCAGUCAGAAGAUCAAUAUCUACUGAUAGAGGGUCAGUCAUUAAAAGCAAGGUAAAAAAUGACACAGCAGAUAACCAACCAGUAUUAAAGCAUCCAUUUCCAGCUAGAGUACCGGAUAGCAAAUUCCUUGGCAUGAUGCCAAUGGCUGCAUCUCUUGAGAAUAAUGCAAGGUUGCAUGUGAACUCACCAGAGCCAGUAAAGCAUGAAGAAGAACAAUUCAAGCAAGCACUUAGUGCCGUAAGACAAGGCGGUAUUAAAAAAACCAAGGUUGAAAGUAAGGCUAAAGUCAAGCAUCAUCAACCGUCUCCCUUUAAGAUUCAAAAGCCUGAUUUGAUCCCAACAUUUACUUCUGGCAUGGAGACACCUCCAAAGAGUGAUCUCUCUGAGCCCGAAAGUGAUCUUCGAUUUGUUGAGUCUGCAGUUCAUGGUGCUUUAAAUCUCAAUAAGAUACGUCAGAACUUUCCAAGGAAUUUUCAGAACCUUGAAUCAAGAGGAAUAGUGCAAGCAGGAGAGCCUUUAUCAGCUAGCAAAGUUGAAAACAAACUUUUGAAUGGUUCAGGUAGUAAUUAUAAAGAAGGAAAUAAUACAUCAAUGCCUGAAUUUAGAAGGAGCCGAUCUACCCCACGCGGAAAGUUUUUUGGUUUAUCAUGAGGUUUUUUGUUUUAAACAGACACAAAUUUUUAAAGAAUAUAUAUUUAUUUUUGUACAGGAACUACUACAGAUGUUGGAGUUCCAGCUUAUACAAUUUUAUACACUUUUGAAGUCUUGAGGUUAAUCUGUGCUACCUAUAUAUAACAUAUCUCUUGUAUUCUGGGCAUGCUUUGUAAUUUAAACUUCGUAUAUCAAUAUACAUUUCUAAAGCAUUGAGUUUUC